GUUCUCUUAAAAAGACCCCUGCUAAUCUUUUGAAAAGUCACUUGGUACCUACCAAGCUACUAUCCUUCAUCGCAAAAUAUCCAAAAUAAACAACUAGACCAACCCACCCACCGCCAACCCCUACUUCUCCCCACCGACGACCGCUUCUUCUAUCACAUCAAUCUCAAAUCGCACAUUAACUGAUUCUCUCCGGAUCUUCAGUUUUUUCUCGAUUUUCUUACUCACGUACAACCCGCAUUUUACAAGUUUACACACCGCUAGAAUCGUCAAGAUGUCGGUCGUUUCCCUGCUCGGCGUCAACAUUUUGAACAACCCAGCCAAGUUCACCGACAACUACGUGUUCGAGAUUACGUUCGAAUGUCUCGAGCAGCUUGAGAAGGAUCUGGAGUGGAAGUUGACCUACGUCGGUUCUGCGACCUCUGACCAGUACGACCAAGAACUUGACUCCCUUCUCGUCGGACCCAUUCCUGUCGGCGUCAACAAGUUCAUCUUCGAGGCGGAUGCUCCUAAGACCACUCGUAUUCCCGAUGCCGACAUCCUCGGUGUCACCGUCGUUCUUCUGACUUGUUCUUACGACGGCCGCGAGUUCGUUCGCGUCGGGUACUAUGUCAACAAUGAAUACGAGUCGGAUGAGCUGAAUGCGGAUCCCCCUGCCAAGCCUAUCGUCGAGAAGAUCCGUCGCAACGUCCUGGCCGACAAGCCUAGAGUUACACGCUUUGCCAUCAAGUGGGAUUCCGAGGCUUCUGCACCUCCCGAGUUUCCUCCCGAGCAGCCAGAGGCAGAUCUCCAACCCGACGACGAGGAGUAUGGAGCCGACGAGCUCGAUGAGGAUGCCGAAGAGGAAGAGGGAGCCGAGGCUGCCGCCGAGAACGCUGGCGAGACUAGUGCCGCCGCUGUUGCAGCCGAUGGAGAUGCUGAGAUGGCAGGCGUCGAGGAGAACGGAGAGCCUGCCGAAGAGGACGAGUUGUCCGACGAGGGUAGCGUCGAUCUAGAGAACGAAAGUGAGGACGAGCUCGAGGAGGAAGCUGAAGGCGAAGCUGCCGAGGGUGGCGACGAUGCUAUGGAGGUCGACGAGAAGCCAGCCGAAUCUGCCAAGCCUCAAGAGGUCAUGGCUCAUUAGACUUAACGUGGUUGCCAGUCGCGCCUAAUUCGAGCAGUUCUUUACGGAUUUAUGAACAUGCAAGGGUGGUAUCCUGCACGAAGUUAUGAAGGGGUUUGGGAUGUAUCGACGGUUGGUGGUUGGCGGUUGGCUAAUGACGGGGGCAUGACUACUUUGCAGUGGAUGGCUGAGCAUUGCUUAUAGACAGUGGCUUCUUGCUAAACACAUACGAAACGAUCAAUUAACGUUGAUUUCCUUA
Messenger RNA from Annulohypoxylon truncatum, 1358 nucleotides. RefSeq names its product histone deposition protein Asf1. The transcript has 4 exons. Gene Ontology annotation, biological process: nucleosome disassembly; DNA replication-dependent chromatin assembly; nucleosome assembly. Gene Ontology annotation, cellular component: nucleus. The record is from RefSeq and is a predicted model, not a curated record. NCBI's taxonomy places the organism in Eukaryota, Fungi, Ascomycota, Sordariomycetes, Xylariales, Hypoxylaceae. Gene Ontology annotation, molecular function: histone binding. Bases 272 to 1120 code for a protein of 282 amino acids.